CCAAAUGCAUUCCAGCUGUUCUAGGUGAAACAAUGACCGCUGACAAAUCUCCUUUUUGCCCUUUUCAUUUAUCGAAAGACAAAGAUGUAAUUUAAGGGCGGAUCUACCGGUUUUACCCUCUCCUCCGGCUAACUUCAGUUGGUUGCGACCAAUUUGUGAAUUAUAAUAAAAGGAAAAGCUGGAGCUGGAUUCGGCUCGAGUCAUAAACACAUCUACAAAAUGAGCUUCCUUUUUGGAAGCCGUUCAUCAAAAACUUUCAAGCCAAAAAAGAACAUUCCAGAAGGGACUCAUCAGUAUGACUUAAUGAAACAUGCUGCUGCCACUCUUGGCUCAGGAAACCUCAGGCUUGCCGUCCUACUUCCCGAAGGAGAAGAUCUCAACGAAUGGGUCGCUGUCAAUACUGUUGACUUCUUCAACCAGAUAAACAUGCUGUAUGGCACAAUAACCGAGUUCUGCACUGAGGAAAGUUGUCCUAUUAUGUCAGCCGGGCCCAAAUAUGAGUAUCACUGGGCUGACGGUCACACGGUCAAGAAACCUAUAAAAUGUUCCGCUCCAAAGUACAUUGACUAUUUAAUGACCUGGGUUCAGGACCAGUUAGACGACGAGACUUUAUUUCCUUCGAAAAUCGGUGUUCCAUUUCCAAAGAAUUUCCAGUCUAUAGCUAAAACGAUAUUGAAAAGACUGUUCAGAGUUUAUGCGCACAUUUAUCACCAACAUUUCACCGAAGUUGUGUCGCUCGGGGAAGAGGCACAUUUAAACACAUCGUUUAAACACUUCAUAUUUUUUGUUCAAGAAUUUAGCCUAAUAGAUAGAAGGGAGCUUGCACCUUUGCAAGAACUGAUAGAAAAGCUGACCGCCAAAGAUGGCCGAUGAAAUGUAACAACCAUCCAAAAUACCAAUUUGGUAAAUUAUGGAAAUGUUCCUCUUUGAUGUUAAAACUCAUGCAGAUAUAAAAGAUGAAUUAUUUUGGUUUUAAACAGUAACAGACAAAAUAUCAGCGCAACGAAUUAUUCUAGCUAAGGCAUCGUAAAAAAAAAAAAAUGUCAGUCCGAUCCAUAGCAGCAGAUUUUAUUUCAAAAGUUCAUUUUCCAUGAGCUAACAUAAACCUUUUUAACUAAACAUUAAAAAAAUAUAUAUAAUAAUAAAAGUUAAUUGUUAAAAUUGUUUAUAAUUUUAAUAUGAAAUUGAAUUCAGAAUUAAUAUGCCAUGAUGCCUGUGGUUUUUGUCAUUCUUCUUGAUUGUGUUUACAAAAAUAUCAAUGAAAUAUUUUUAAAUAGCUUCUUUUUAAAAUUAUUAUUAUUAUAUAAAAUUAUAAUACAUGUGAAUUUAGAGGGGGAAAAUGUGAUAUAAUCAUAAAAUAGUAUUUAUUACACUAAGAUCCUCGUGAUUUCAAUAUAUAAGUUAGGACUACCAAAAAGAGAAAGAAAAAAAAGGAGAAUUACAUGGUGUAAAGUCAAAGCUGUGAGAGAAUUUUUUGGCUCAAGCCUUGAGAUAAAGCUUUAAGAUGAUCAGCGUUUUAUAUUUAUAUUUAACAACAGUAUGAAUUGGGGUGGAAUCACUCAUCAUUUAUUAAUUAUUUUUAAACUAAAUAUGAACUAAUAUAUGUGACAAUUUCAAAAUAAAGGUGGUUUAUUAUUUAAAACAUAUCUGCUUUUAUAUGAAUACAUGUUUUUAUUUUUUUAAUUUGACUACAAUAAAAUUAAAAAAAAAAUUAAAAGUAACUGCUGACUAUUUGAAUCAAGUCUUUCAAUUUCGAUAUUUUCUGUUCUAAUUUAUCACAAUUUUCUCAUUAUGCUAUGAAAAAAAAAGCUGUGAUUGUUUAAAAUUUUAGCUUCUCAAUGCUGAUUUCUUAAGUUUUUUUUUAAGCGCAAGGGUGACUCAGUUUUUUCCCUGGUCAUUUUAAAUAAACAGAGAUGUAGUUUUGAACAGUAAAACUUAAAUUUAUGAGGGGGGAUUCAAUGGGAGCAACUUAUGAAUUAUGUUUAAUGUUAAAGAUAUGACUAAUUGUACUGUUAUCUUUGUUUGAAAUGAAAGCACAAAUUAAAAAAAAAAAAAGUGCUUCCAAAGUUCUUUUGAAUUUAUUGUUGAUAGACACUAACAUGUUUGUUUUGUUCAAUAGAUUUUCUCAAUUGUUUAACUAUUUAAUAAUUUUAUUUAUUAGCCUACUUGUAAAAUCGAGUGGAAAUGUGAAAAAUUUUAUUGAUCAGAUUAAUUUUUUCUUUCGGUGUUUAGCUUUCUCGUGUAGAUCACUCAUUCAAGUACUUAUUCAUUUUUUAACUGAGCGCACUGAUCUUUGCAAUAAUCAAGUCUCUUAACUCCUUGAUAAGUUCAUCAGUCGCACUUUUAUUGUUAAGUCACAUUAUUCUCUUUGUUACUGAUCAAUAUUAAAACAGCCGUCACAUAACAAAAAAAUCUGUUUAUAUUUGUGUUUUAUUUAUUUAAUUAAUGUGAUAUCGUUUAAUAUUUAUAGUCAAUUUUUGUUGAAUGGUUGCAUUAAAAUGCAACUUUCCUUCUAUGAACUAAUUAUUAUUGUAAAACCUCCAGACAAAUUAUAAAAGGUGUUUUUUUUGUUUAACUUUUUAAGAUCUCAAACUUUAACAUUUCAAAACGAAAGUUUGUACAUAAAAUAUUAUGUUACGUUUUGAAAAUUUUCUAUUUUCAGGGUUUGGGUGAUCUGAUGUAUGAAAAGUAGACCCUUUACUAUUUUAUUUGUCAUUUUUAGUUCAUUUUAUUAUAUUUAUUUUUAUGCUUUCAUAUAUUUUUUUCCUGUGCUUUUAUUUUUUUUAAUGGUUAUCACAACUGUUCAGGUUUUCUAUGUGUCUCACAUGUAAAAUAAAUUUUCCACAAUAUGUUUGUAUAUAAAUUAGGUUUUACAUGUUGAAUAAAAAAAUGUACAUUA
Cimex lectularius (bed bug) is the source of this 2899-nucleotide messenger RNA. RefSeq names its product MOB kinase activator-like 1 (gene mats). Lineage: Eukaryota; Metazoa; Arthropoda; Insecta; Hemiptera; Cimicidae. The transcript has 5 exons. Gene Ontology annotation, biological process: hippo signaling; positive regulation of protein phosphorylation. The coding region runs from base 220 to 873 and encodes 217 amino acids. Gene Ontology annotation, molecular function: protein kinase activator activity. The record is from RefSeq and is a predicted model, not a curated record. Gene Ontology annotation, cellular component: cytoplasm; nucleus.